This is a messenger RNA of Drosophila ficusphila, 4043 nucleotides long. RefSeq lists its product as uncharacterized. Gene Ontology annotation, molecular function: transcription coactivator activity; chromatin DNA binding. The record is from RefSeq and is a predicted model, not a curated record. NCBI's taxonomy places the organism in Eukaryota, Metazoa, Arthropoda, Insecta, Diptera, Drosophilidae.
UGGAAGUUUCAGUUACAAUACGGCAGCGACUCGGCCUGGUUGCGAUUUCCCCAACUGCUCCGCGCGUGUCUCCCAAUUGCGAGUGUGUGUCCUGAUCGCGUCCAAGGAUAAUCGCCAGAAAGAGUGGGUGCAGUGAUCAAGAUCGACUUACUGACAGCCAACUGCGAGUUGGCCAGAGUGCUUAUCAAGCGUAGUUCUGAUUUUCAGCUGCCGUUUGCAACGAACUCGGGAUUAAGCCGCAUCCUGCCGCGAUGAGAAGUCUGCCAUUUUUGUUGGCGCUGGCGCUGCUGAUCAUUGGAGCCGCGGCCACCGCCACAUCUCCCAGCUCCAGUACCACCACCUCGGCCAAGCCAAAGACAGAGGCCAAGCCAAAGGCUGAGCCGGAGAAGCCCACCAAGCAGCCUGCACCUUCGGCGUCGCCUGCUUCCAAGAUCACCACCACCUCCUCCACCUCCACCACCCGCCAGUCGAAGGCCCUGAAGCCGGGAGACAACCGCGGCAAGAGGACGCUCUACGACUUCGGCAACGCCGGCUACCUGUACCCCGAAGUGGCUUCCCGGAGGGCUGGCUAUGUGGACAACACGGCGAGCUACUAUCCCCAGUCUGGCUACUUCAACGGCCAAAAUGCAAUUGCUCAAUAUCCCGGCAACUUCGGACCCGCCUAUGCCCAGUAUCCACAGUACCUGGAGGCUCCAGAGCCCAUCAUCGAGAUCAUCAUCAAGGAUGCCAACGAGACCCUGGCCGAGGAACCCGCCCAGCCCAUCGUGACCAAGAAGAAGAAGAAGAAGGAGAAGGUGCACGUGUUCUACGUCAACUACAAGAAGGAUCAGAACAACAAGCUGCACCUGGAGUCGCCGAUCGCCUCGCUGAACAACGACGACAACGAGGAGGAGGAGGAAGAGGAGGAGGAGGUGGUCCAGUACCCGGUCACCCAGCAGCCGCCCCUGAAGCCCACCACCCUGCGCACCAUCAUCCACCCGGACUCCGAGAAGUUCCACAGCAACUCCGGCAUCCACGUGUCCUUCGGGGCGGAGAACAAGCACCAGACGGGCCACAUCCUGGAGGAGCACGACGCGGAGAGCAUCCAGCGCCAGGUGGUGGCGCUGCCCCCCUCGGUCUCCUCCAAGCCGGAGGGCGGGUACCUGGGCAACACCCGGGCGGACUACGGACGGGAGAACAACUUCGGCCGGGGUCCCGGAUCGAACCUCCUUUUCGGCGGCAGCUUCCAGCAGGCGGGCAUCAACUACCAGCAGCAACAUCAGCAGCAACAUCAGCAGCAACAUCAGCAGCAACAUCAGCAGCAGCACCAGCAGCAACUGCCCCUGCAGCACGGCAACAACUACUUCAGGCCCCCGGCCGCCCUGGUGGGUCCUCCCCGUUACCCAAAGCCCGCCCAGCAGCAACAGGUGCAGCAGCAACACCGGCCCAGCAUCACCCAGCAGCAACUGCCCUCCACCUCCUCGCAGACCAUCUUCAAUAAGUUGGUGCAGCAGUCGCAGUACUACAUCAACCACAACCAGCAGUACUCUACGCAGCAGCACCACCAGCAGCAGAGCCACCAGCAGCAACACCAACCACAUCAGCAGCAACACCUGCAGCAGGCACCGCAGCAACAGCAGCAGCAGCAAUAUCAGAAGCCACCGCAUAAACAGGUGCAAGUACCAUUCUUCCCCACGAUUCCGCCGAAAAGCGUGACUCCUGCCCCAUAUCAGCCGGUCAAAUUCCGACCCACUCCCGCCCCUGUCGCCCAGGUGAAGCCCCUGCCCCUGCCCGUAAAAUUGGACAAUGCCAACUACCAGCAACAGCAGCAACACUACCAACCGCAGCAACAGCAGAAGUUGCCGCUGCAGCAGCAAUCUUAUCAGUUUGUGCGUCAGCCGCAAUUCGUGCAGCAGCCGCAGUUUGUGGUGCGCUCGCCCACGCCACCACCAGAGUUCUACUCCCAGCAGAAGCAGCAGGCGCAGCAGCAGCACUCCCAGCAGCAGCACCCCCAGCAGCAGCACUCUCAGCAGCAGCACUCCCAGCAGCAACACCACCAGAGCGGCCUGAACUACUUCGACAUCAAGCCCUCCAAGGAGACGGAGCUGCUGAAGUCCAUUCCGAAGUUCGAGCAGCACAUCACGGAGACGGUCCACAACCCGGUUGCCCCGUCGCAGCAGCCGCAGCAGCAGCAGUAUCAGCAGCAGGUGCAACAGCAGCAGCAGGUGCAGCAGCAGCAGCAGCAGCAAUUCGGAUACAGCAGCACGCGGAACGAGGUGAUCCACGACGUGCCCGCUCCCAACCUGGGACCCUCUGCCCAGCAGCCCAUCUCUGGUCACUACAUAACAGCUGGAUCAUCAUCUGGCCAGCACUCCCAGCAGCAAUCCCACUUCGCCAGCUUCCCCACCGAAGCUGCCCCGCAGCCGCCCGUCUACGCAGAGUCCACUCACGGCCAGAAGGUGAUGGUGGUCACCCCGGUGCCGCCCUCCGCCAACUACGUGACCUACAGCCAGUACUCCCAGGCCCUGAACGAGCCGGUGGUCCAUGUGAAUGCCCAGUCGUCGGCUCUGCAGGCCCAGGCCAGCACCAACUUCGCCCAGCAGCCCAGGCAGCCGGCGUCCUCCUUGAUCAGUGCUCCCUCGAACGACAACUCGCCCUUCAGCGUGUCCACCUUCCACUCGGAUGUGUUCAAGGAGCUGGAGCAGCGCAACCAGAAGGACAAGCCGCAGCAGGUGCCACCACUGGCUCCUAAGCUGGCUAAGGCUCCCGUUCCAGCGGCACCGCCUGCCCCCAGUGCCGCUCCGGCCUCCGCUCCCAACGGAAAGGCCUCGCAGACGCUGCUCCAACUGCCCGACGAGGUGCCCGACGACCUCCGCCAGCAGCUCUUCUCCUCCGGCAUCCUGAACAACGCGGACAUCUCCAUCCUGGACUACGACAAGCAGGGCGAUAUCGCGCUGGAGAACCUGCCCGCCGAGCACCUGCAGCACUUCUACGGAGCGGGCGGCGGCGCCCAGAUUGCCGAGACCAACAAGGUGCUGACCGUGGUCAAGCCCAACGGUGACAAGGUGGCCCUCAGCGAGAAGCAGCUGGACCGCGUCAAGCAGACCAACUCGCUGCCCCAGAAACAGGAUCUCGACGUGAAGGUGGUGCGCUACGAUGCCGCCCAAGGACAGAGUGUGAGCGACAAGUACGUGCGCACCGAUGCCACCGUGGUCACUCCCGUGGACCUGGCCGAACGGCAGCAGUACAACCGCUACCUUCCCCUCAAGAUCAACGGCGCCCAGUUCCCGAUCCCCGACAGCGAGGAGCUGCUGGGCAAGCGGAUCGUCAGCGUGGUGGUCCUGGCCCCCGUGGAGGCCCAGAGUCCCGGCCAAGGGAGCAGCGAGGCAAGGAGUGCCGACGGCAAGGAGGUCAAGUUCCUGGGCGGCGAGCUCAUCAAGACGCUGGUGAAGAAGCCCACCAAGGACAACUUCAAGAGGUGGCUGGAGAAGGAGGCGCGAACGGAUCUCGAACUGCAGUCCGUGGUCCUGCUGGUGGCCAAAUCCACCGAUGAAUCUGCGGAGCAGGAGAUCUUCAUGUACGACAUCGCCACGGGCAGCAUUAACCGCCUGAACGGAGAGCUCUCCAGCACGUUUGUCAACGUGGCCGAGGAGAACGCCAGCAGCGAGGAUCUGGAGCACGCCGCCACCUUGGACCCCAGUUCGCUGGAGUCCAUGAUGCAUCUGCGCCGCAGAUAGACAUCGCGAUCGAGUCGAGUCGCCGCAGUCCACAACUAAAUGCCAUUUAGCUACUCAACUAGACAUGAUCAUCGUGCGCCCCUGAAAACCCCCUCGAGUUGUACUCCUUUCUUAGUUUUUUUGUUUCGUACUUUCCCCACUCUCUCCUCAGGUUGCACCAUUUCUAUUUAAAACAAAAAGAGAUUCGUUCCAUUGAUCACGGCAUUGCAUCCAAUCCUCCCGUAGUAUUUCCAUUUUGUAAAUAUUCUUUGCUGAUGUUAAAAUUAUCGUACUUUAAGUUAAUUUACGUAAAAAUAUUACAAAUAAAAAAGAAAUAUAAGACAUGUA